UACAAUUAACAUCAUAUUUUCAUUUCUUUAGCCAAUUAUACUUAACUCAUCAAUCUUUCUUAAGAAACGCUACAAUCAUGGCCGGAGGAAAGUCCAAGAGCAAAGAUGCCAAGAAGAUGGUCACUACUGAGGCCACAACCUCUGCGCCUCAACCCUUUCCGUACCUGGACGGAUCCUUUCUCGAGUUUGGCUCGGAGGAAGAACUCACUCGCUUCAUCACCCACUUCGCUAAACGCCGUAUCUCUCCGCCAAGGGUGCUGCCCGAGUGGUUUCCCCAGCAAAAAGGGUACCACGACCUCAACAAUCAACUCAAGGAGUCGGGUUUGUGGCCCUUCGUCUCCAAGAGCCGCAUCUCCUUCAGUCCCGCCUAUGUCUGGGCCUUCUACUCCAAUCUCCACCUGGACGGGGAUACCAUCCGCAGUAGCAUCAAUCUCUAUGACAUAGAGUUUGACUUGGCUACUUUUGCUCGGGUCGCAGGCUUGCCCACUCGCGGUGACGACAUCGCGACAUAUGGUGGCAAUGAUUGGAUUCUCAACAACGAGGCGCUGGUCAUCCAAGAGCUUGGAAUCACCAACCUCAUCCGUCACAGCGGCGCACCAACCAUCCACUGUCGGAGCGGCCUUUUCGCAGAGGAUGAGAUGUAGGAGUGGGCCUAAGAAGCGGGG
This is a messenger RNA of Cuscuta campestris, 665 nucleotides long. The record is from the annotation of a GenBank genome assembly. Lineage: Eukaryota; Viridiplantae; Streptophyta; Magnoliopsida; Solanales; Convolvulaceae.